Populus nigra (black poplar) is the source of this 1545-nucleotide messenger RNA. RefSeq lists its product as uncharacterized. NCBI's taxonomy places the organism in Eukaryota, Viridiplantae, Streptophyta, Magnoliopsida, Malpighiales, Salicaceae. The transcript is spliced from 3 exons. The record is from RefSeq and is a predicted model, not a curated record. Bases 1 to 1545 code for a protein of 514 amino acids.
AUGAAUCUGUAUACUUUUUCUGGACAUGUUAUCGAAUUGUGGAAUCAAUGGGAGCUUCGCAUCAUGAUUUUGCUAAGUCUCUCGCUGCAAAUUUUCCUCACCAUCACUGGCAGUCGACGAAAGUAUACCGCCGGAAUCUGGUUCGGGACGUUUGUUUGGCUAGCAUAUUUGUCGGCGGAUUGGUUGGCAACUAUUACUUUGGGUAUUCUUGCUCGUAGCCUAGGGGGUUCAGAAUCCAAAGGUACCACUUCCAGCGCAACCUCCAUCCCGGCAUUUUGGGCACCGAUGCUCCUUGUACACCUUGGUGGCCCUGACGCUAUUACUGCCUACUCAAUCGAGGACAACGAAUUGUGGUCGAGGCACUUGCUUCAGCUAUUAACCCAGCUUGUGGUGGCCUUUUAUGCGUCGUUUAGGUCAUGGUGGAGCAAUGAUCCGCUCAUAUAUAUAGUCAUUCCAAUCUUUGUUUCUGGAGUUAUCAAAUAUGGAGAGAGAGUUUGGGUCCUUUGGUUAGCAAGCUCCAACAAGUUUAGGUAUUCCCCAAACACAGAAAGUUUUUAUCUGCUAGUGAAAGGCAAUGAUGAAAUACCAGAGGCCAGAUAUAUCCAAGAAGCUCAUUCCUUGUUCCAAACUUUGAAGUUACAAUUUGCUGAUUACCCAGUUACAUAUGCUGCUCAUCGGAAGAGCGACGCUUUGUUGAGGAGCAAGACAGGCCCUGAAGCAUUCAAAUUGGUAGAAAUUGAGUUGGGGUUCGUGUUCGAUUUACUUUUCACCAAGGUGAUAACAACACUUCGUUGGCGACUACGCAUCAUUCUCCGCUGCAUCAACUUUCUGUCCUCUGUUUCUGCAUUAGUAGCAUUCUCAUCAAUGACCAGAAACUCCCAUACCUAUACUAAAAUUGAUAUUAUUAUAUCGUACUUGUUGCUGAUCGGAGCUAUUGUUCUGGAGAUUUACUCGGCCAUUUUGAUGCUUUUCUCUGAUUGGGCUAUGCUUUGGCUUAGCAAGCGAAGGGUUUGGUGGUCUCGACGUAUUUGUUCUUCUCGGUUGCUAUCGUUUCUUAGAAGUAACAGAAGGUGGAAAGCAUCCACGGCACAGUCUGUUAUAGAAGAACAUCGAAAUGCAGUUUCCAAGAUGAUCCGAUUACGAUAUUGGCAGCGAGAGGUGGCCAUGCACUCCAAAGUUUUCAUUGCUAUGGAGAACUUGGUUGAUCUGUUGAAAAAGACUUUCAUGAAAGCUUCCUCAUGUGGCACAUGGCUGUUAAUACUUUUGGGAGAACCAAAGUAUAAGCAAGCCGUUUCCGAUGGAGAUAUGAAGGAAGGUGUUGGCAAGCUCAUAGAUUCAUUCAAGGGGCUGGAGAGACAGCAUGGUUGGUCAGUUGAACGGAAAUGGGAAAUCAUAAGUGACGUGUUGGUCGAGAUGCUAUUUCAUGCUGCGAGUCGAUGUGGAUGGAAAGAGCAUGCAAAAGCACUUAGUCAGGGAGGAGAGCUAAUUACUUUUGUGGCCGUUCUAAUGUCUCAUCUUGGUCUCCAUCGGCAGUGUAUGUAUUAG